AUGCCUUGCAGGGUUUGCCCCGGGCAUACAACAGGUGGAUGGUUUUUGUGGGGGCUCUUUUGCUUCAGUGCUCUGGAAGUCCAGGCGCCGCGACCGCCUUCAGAAGGCGUCAGGACCCGGGAGCACUUGCUGAGAGGCCGAGUCACCGAGAAGACGCACCAGAUCCGGACGAGUUUGAUUGCCAGCCUGGAGGAGUGGCUCUUGCCUCAGCUACCUGGGAUGACGUUGGAGACCUUGGCUCGAGGGCACUCAGACGUUUUGUCCGAUUGGCUCGAAGAAUAUAUGGUUGCUAUGUUUCUACAACGCCGCAGCCGUCGAGCUGCAGCCGAGACCUUAAAUGCCCUGGCCCAACGGUUUGGAUGGCUGAGAUCCUCGCUUGCCGCGCCGUGGAAUCUGGUGAAAACCUGGGAGCAGUUAGAACCAGUACAACAUCACCCGCCGGUACCCAAGGCGGUGAACGAUGCACUUGUCGUUACUGCUCUGCUCUGGCGGUGGCCGCGGAUGGCGGCUUUGCUGGUGCUUGGCUUUUUUGGAUUGCUGAGGCCCUCCGAGCUUAUUGGACUACGUCGGCAAGAUCUGGCAUUGCCAGGCGACCACUUCGAAGAAGACGUGCUGUACAUCCGCGUGCCUCAUCCCAAAACCAGAUUUCGGGCUGCAACCUCCCAACAUGUUCGAGUCGAGUUUCCGGGUGUGGCCACGUGGAUCACCUUGGUGGUAGGGACGACCCCGAUGUGGAGGCGGAUUUGGAAUGGCUCUUGGGCCUCGUUUAAGCUGAGGUUUGGAGCACUCCAAACUGAGGUUUUGGGCGCUGUCACUUUCCUGCCGUCCUCGCUACGUCCCGGAGGCGCUACUUUUCUUUUCAGAUACUGGGAUGAGGACCUGACGCGCUUACAAUGGCGCGGUCGUUGGAAGUCAUUCCGUAUGCUGGAAACAUAUGUCCAGGAAUUGGGCGCGACCGAGGUCCUGGUUCGUUUUUCCCCUGGGGUUCGGUGCCGGGUUGGGUCUUUGGGGGGUUGUUUCAUGAAUAUCCUGGCUGCAUGUCGUGAUGCUGCGGGGCGCGUCGAAGCGCGCUUGUAG
Symbiodinium natans is the source of this 1077-nucleotide messenger RNA. The record is from the annotation of a GenBank genome assembly. NCBI's taxonomy places the organism in Eukaryota, Dinophyceae, Suessiales, Symbiodiniaceae.